AUGAGGACGAGGUCAAUCUGGACGGCGACGUGCGCUACCGCCCUGCUCCUGCUGCAGCCCGCACGAUGCCAGCGGGACACGGGCGUAGCGGGCGCACCCGACGCAGCACACUACAGGUAUCGCAUCGGGCAUUCGGUUGCCGUCGCGGGCAACAAUCUGUACAUUGAGGGCGGCGAGGUUGUUUCGGGGCAGGGGAACGAGACGGAACAGUCUGUGAUAUCAAACAAAACCGCCAUCAUCCCUCUCGACAAAAAAUGGAACACCACAGACCCUGGAAUCCACGUCAUCGACAGCGGCGAGUUCGGUCUGCGAGUGACCGAGACGGCACUGUGGCCUGCCCAAGAUGGCCAGACGCUGUUUAGCUGGGGCGGCAGCGUCGGCAGCGCGGCCCAGCUGUUGCAGGACUCGCAGCUCCGCGAGCUGCGCAACCGGUGGUCCAACGACAGCACCGUGCCCCGGAGCGGUAGCGGCAGCGAUGGCGAAAAGAUUGCGCGCACGAGGGGCGGCAGCUGGACGACCUGCAACGGCGUCGGCUUCCUCCUGGGCGGCGUGACGCCCCUGACGGCCGCCGACCUCAGCCCGCCGGGUACCUUUACCGUAUUCACGCCCUACGAGGCCCAGUUCGGACCCGUUCCCGGCCUCGUGACCUUCGACAUGCGCACCAGGCGAUGGGACAACGUGUCGGCCGACGGGUUCGGGCCGGAUGGCCCCAUCGUCGGGGGCACCCACUAUGGCGGCGCGGCCGUCUGCCUGCCGACGUUUGGCACCAACGGUAGCGGGCUCGUCGUGUUCCUAGGCGGCAAGCAGGCGACCAAUCUUCGGGCCCCCGCGACAUUCUCGGAUAUGCUCUUCGAGGCCAUAUACUUUUACGACAUUGGCACGAAAAAGUUCCAUUCGCAGUUUGCCACGCUGCACACCAAGGACGCGCUGCCGGCUUCGAGGACCGAGUUCUGUGCCGUCGCAGCGCGACCUUCGUCCAACUCGUCCUACGAGAUUGUCGUCUUUGGCGGGAGGAACGGACCCGCUUCUUCCGACGUGCGCAUUCUAACUGUGCCUGGUUUCCGAUGGUUCAAGGUCCCCGACGCCGAGGGCGCCCGGUACCAGCAUGGGUGUGCCGUGGUCGGUAGUGGGAGGCGGCAGAUGCUCAGCGUCGGGGGCAUCGAGUCGUGGGAGAGCAAAUUCGGCACCGGCAUCUCGGAUCCGUGGAAGAACGGGCUCAAGAUUUUUGACAUGACGACGCUGAAGUGGUCUGACACAUACGACCCUGACGCCCCGGCCUACGAAACUCCUGCCGAGAUCAAGAGCUGGUAUGAUGCUGGCGGGCGCCAAUCCGUUAAAUGGGACAAACCCGAGCUCGAAGCUGUAUUUGCCCAAACAAAUUCUGUGCAGCAACCAACUGAGUCAGGCUCAGGAAGCGGUACGCCCACCCCGCUCGGUGUCAUGGUAGGAAGCAUUCUCGGCGGCCUGGCGGCCCUCGUGAUCACAAUCGGCGUCUUCGUGUUCCUCCUUCGACGCUCCCGCCGAGCCAAAGGCGACAAGACGUCGUCCCCAGAAACAUUUUCAACCCAAAACACCGACCAAGACGACUCUAGCAACACCCUGGUCACUCCAACGUCGACAGAGCUUCCGACGGUGGCUGAAAAGGGCGUCUGGAGUCCAGCCUCACCCUACGAGCUGGGCAAGAAUGGUCAAGUCGCCUCCGUGACCACGGUGACUCCUGGGGCGCACGAGAUGCACGCAGGUGACGUGCCCAGGGAGAUGCCCAACAACGAGAUUCCUCCGCCGCAUGAGCUGCCCGCAAAUCAGGCGAGGUCGCGCCCAAGACAGGAAGACAAGACGUUGGGUAGCUUUAUCCCGCCAGACACUAUCAAGACGAGAAAGCCCAGAGACGAAGCAGGGUCACCGAGGCCACCGUGGGAAGACAAGGGUUAUCUGUGA
Pyricularia pennisetigena is the source of this 1938-nucleotide messenger RNA. RefSeq lists its product as uncharacterized. The record is from RefSeq and is a predicted model, not a curated record. NCBI's taxonomy places the organism in Eukaryota, Fungi, Ascomycota, Sordariomycetes, Magnaporthales, Pyriculariaceae. The transcript has 3 exons. Gene Ontology annotation, molecular function: protein binding. Bases 1 to 1938 code for a protein of 645 amino acids.